AAACGUUGACUCUAGAUGUUGCGUUCCACUGUACGGGAGUUGCCGCAUAAAACCAAUCUACCUAUUAAACAUCGUUCUCGUCAACAAUCAACAGGCAAUACAUUUAAAAUAGGGAAUAUUUGGAUCCAUUCCGAAACCUCCGACAGAUAAUAAAGGAUCGACUGAAGAGAACAAAAAGCCAUCAAAGGGUGGUCUACUAACGCAAAGUCGUGCUACUAUGGUACGAAUACUGAUUCAAUCCCAUUUGACUUGAACGCAGCUUCCCUGAGGUAGAAGACAGUGGAGCUCCGGGUUCUGCCAUCACCUGAGCCGGGUUCUGCCGCCCUUGAGACGGGGUUCUGCAGUCACCUGAGCCGGGGUCCUGCCGUCACCAGAGCCGAUACGUUCCGACUUCUACCUGCUCCAGAACGUCUGUCCGCCGCGGUCAGGAUGCGCCGCUCCUAGCCGCAGAACGCCUUCAGGCUCCACGAUGAGGAUCCCCAGACUGGCCAGUGUGUUCCUGUCGGUGGCCGGCCUGCUGGCCUACCUCAUGUACGUGAAGCAGCACUACGCCCGGCCCGCGGCCGCGCAGUACCGGCCCCCCGGCUACACGCUGCUCCGAGGGCCCGCUGGCGACCCGGGCCCCGCCACCGAUGAACCGGCCAAGUGGCACUUCCGCUACGGGGUGAUGAUCGACGCCGGAUCCACCGGCACCAGGAUCCACGUCUUCAAGUUCCUCCAUCAGCUCAACGAGGUUCCUAAAUUGGCCCAUGAAACGUUCAAAGCCAUUAAACCGGGCCUGUCUGCCUACGCUGAUGACCCAGAUCAGUGCACCGCAGGGCUGCUGCAGCUGUUCGAGGUGGCCAAGGCCAGCAUCCCAGCCGCCUUCUGGAGCCGCACGCCACUGGUCCUCAAGGCCACGGCCGGCCUGCGCCUGCUGCCCGGGGAGAAGGCCACGCAGCUCCUCAACAAGGUGAGGGCGGUGUUUUCAGAGUCUCCCUUCCUGUCCAGCAGCGACGCCGUGUCCAUCAUGGACGGAACUGAUGAAGGGAUCUCGGCGUGGAUCACUGUAAACUUCCUGACAGGGGGUCUGGGCGCGGCUGACUCCCCCACGGUGGGCAUGCUGGACCUGGGCGGAGGCUCCACCCAGAUCACCUUCAACCCCCAGGACGAGAAGACCAUCCAGACGUCUCCAAUCGACUUCAUCAGCUCCAUCCAGAUGUUCAAUACCAGCUACACCCUCUACUCCCACAGCUAUCUGGGUCUGGGUCUCCUCUCGGCCCGCCUGGCCGUCCUGGGGGGGGUCGAGGGUCAGGACGCCCCCGCAGGCAGUGUGGAGCUGGUCAGCCCGUGCCUGGCUCCAGAGCAGUCCUGCCCGUGGCAGCACGGGGAGGUGGUCUACACCGUCAGGGGGCAGAAGGAGGGCGAGCCGGUCUACGACGCGUGCCGGACCAAGGUGGAGAAGGUCCUCUACAGGAGGGUGCAGCCGGCCCCCGAGACCCGGGACCUGGACUUCUACGCCUUCUCCUUCUACUACGACCUGGCGGUGGACCUGCAGCUCAUAGAGGCGGAGAAAGGCGGCACAGUUAAAGUUUCCGACUACUCGAAUGCUGCCAAGAGAGUGUGUGAGAGGCCGUCAGAUCAGAGCCCCUUCCUGUGUCUGGACCUUACCUACGUCUCGGUCCUGCUCCAGGAGCUCGGCUUCCCCCCCGACAAGGAGCUGAAGCUGGCCCGCACCAUCGGGGAGGUGGAGACCAGCUGGCCGCUGGGGGCCGUCUUCCACUACAUGGAGGCCAACCGGCGGUGACCUAGGCCCCGCCCCUCCGCCACCGGACCGGCCAAUCACAGCCGGGGAACCUUUUAAUCCAGCCCGACCUGCCCCUCGACCCAACACUGACAACACCACCUCCUCCUCCUCCUCCUCCUCCUCUGGUUGGUCAGAUUCGCCAGGUGAUGACCCGGUCUCCUCCUCAGCCAAUCAGGAGCAGUGGCUGCUGUCCUGUGUUUUCCCAGCAGGAGUCACCGCUCAACUGGAGGUCCUCCAUGUUGUACCAAUCGUCCUCAACGCCCCGGUGCUGUGACACCACUUCCUGUCCUCCCAUCCCCUGACAGGAAGUGGAGGGUUCAGGGAGGUGUCUGCUCUCAGGCUCCUGUUGGUGUCUGGACUCUGAAGACACUUUUUAUUAUUGUUCAUACGACCGAUGAUGUUGUGAUUCUGGGGGCCGAGGGGCCACCUGGGGGCCCUCAUCGGAGUGGGGGUCCUCUUGGCAGCGUGUGGGCGUGGCCUCCGUCACACCGGCCCCGCCCUCUUCUCCCGCCCCUCGUACACCCAAAUCGUGUGUGUGUGUGUGUGUGUGUGUGUGUGUGUGUGUGUGUGUGUGUGUGUGUGUGUGUGUGUGUGUGUGUGUGUGUGUGUGUGUGUGUGUGUGUGUGUGUGUGUGUGUGUGUGUGUGUGUGUGUGUGUGUGUGUGUGUGUGUGUUUAAGGACACCUUCCUUUGUUUCCACAAGUGUCUUUAACAGUUUUAGGGGGGUGGGGGGGGGUUUAGUCUCUCAUUCUUGGACAUGGUCUGGAGUCACAUGACUCGGGUCAGGUGACCACCGGGCUCUGUCAGUUGACCUCUGCCCUCCGGGGCCAAGCCAAGGUUUUUGUAUUCUCUGAGAAUGUACUUUGUAUUACUGUGCCAUCGUACUGGUGUCUUAAAGUCACGUUGUGAUGGUCAACAGAAUGUAUAUCUUUUCAUGUGUUUUAUUAAAACAGUGUUUAAACCA
Molecule: messenger RNA, 2749 nt
Organism: Gadus chalcogrammus (walleye pollock)
Lineage: Eukaryota; Metazoa; Chordata; Actinopteri; Gadiformes; Gadidae
Gene: entpd6
Product: ectonucleoside triphosphate diphosphohydrolase 6
Exons: 13
Coding region: 470-1786 (438 amino acids)
Biological process (GO): nucleoside diphosphate catabolic process
Cellular component (GO): Golgi apparatus; membrane
Molecular function (GO): GDP phosphatase activity; UDP phosphatase activity
Source: RefSeq, a predicted model, not a curated record